Messenger RNA from Cottoperca gobio, 3623 nucleotides. RefSeq names its product transmembrane protein 184B-like. The record is from RefSeq and is a predicted model, not a curated record. NCBI's taxonomy places the organism in Eukaryota, Metazoa, Chordata, Actinopteri, Perciformes, Bovichtidae. Bases 180 to 1460 code for a protein of 426 amino acids. The transcript is spliced from 11 exons.
GCGCCAACAGUUUUCUGUUCCAGCUGCUGUUGAUACAGUGAAUUGCCGAUGGUGAUGUGGAUGAAAUAACGGUGUCUAGUUGGUCAGCUUUGGGUGGGGAACUGGUUUGCAAUCGACUUGAGAGGAUGAGCUAAAUUGACGCUUUGAUUCAAUCAUCGCAGAUCCAAACUGCAGAGGAGAUGGGUCAACUUUGGCGGCGAGACAUCACCCUGUCAGAGAGGUUGGGCAAUGACCCUCCGGUCGGCUUCGCCCCGGGGCCCCCAGCCACGGUCGCCCCACAGCAAUCCAACACCUCCUGGGUACCAGAAGCCCCAUUGGUCACACCAGAAGGGCCAAUUUUCCUCAUGACCUCCACUGCACAAACUAUAUCGGGUUUUUUCGUUUGGACAGCUCUUCUGAUCACAUGUCACCAGAUCUACAUGCAUCUACGUUACUACAGCUCUCCAAAUGAACAGAGGCACAUAGUUAGGAUCCUCUUCAUAGUCCCCAUCUAUGCCUUCGACUCCUGGCUCAGCCUUCUUUUCUUCACCAAUGAGGAGUAUUAUGUGUACUUUGACACAGUCCGAGACUGCUACGAAGCCUUUGUCAUCUACAACUUCCUGAGUCUGUGCUACGAGUAUCUGGGAGGAGAGAGCGCCAUCAUGGCUGAGAUCAGAGGGAAACCUAUCGAGUCCAGCUGUAUGUAUGGGACCUGUUGUCUGUGGGGCAGGACGUACUCCAUUGGUUUCCUCAGGUUUUGCAAACAGGCAACUCUCCAGUUCUGUGUGGUCAAACCUCUGAUGGCAAUGAUCACUGUCUUACUUCAGGCUUUCGGGAAAUACAGAGAUGGAGACUUUAACGUGGCUAGUGGCUACCUGUAUGUGACCAUUGUCUACAACAUCUCAGUCAGUCUCUCGCUUUACGCUCUCUUCCUCUUCUACUUCGCCACACGUGAACUGCUUGUCCCCUACAACCCCGUGCUCAAGUUCUUCAUGGUCAAAUCAGUCAUCUUUCUCUCCUUCUGGCAAGGGAUGCUGCUGGCCAUCCUGGAGAAGUGCGGAGCCAUCCCUCAGAUCAACUCGGUUGACUUCUCCAUGGGCGAGGGAACAGUUGCCGCUGGUUACCAAAACUUCAUCAUCUGCAUUGAGAUGUUCUUUGCUGCCGUUGCUUUGCGCCAUGCCUUUACUUACAAGGUCUACAUGGAUAAAAGGCUGGACUCGUAUGGCUCAUUUCCUAUCUAUGGACAGUACGGUCGCUGUGCCCCGAUGAAGAGCAUCUCCAGCAGCCUGAAGGAGACCAUGAAUCCGGGGGACAUGGUGCAGGAUGCCAUCCAUAAUUUCUCCCCAGCUUAUCAGCAGUACACCCAGCAGUCCACACUGGAGCGAAGUGGGGGGCCACCUCUCUCCCGCAGCCACAGUAACCUCAGCACCCGCGGGGACAACGAAAAGACCCUCCUGCUCAGCUCUGACGAUGAGUUCUGAGACUCAAACAGGCACUCACUUUACUCUUGUAGCCCAAAUUAAAAUGUUAUCACCCAUGUGAGACAAAUCAGAUCUUUUGUUGCUACCUUAACACGGAAGAUCGGAUUCUGUUUUCUAUUGUUUGUUUUUAUUUAGACAACAGAUCAGAUUCAUGUCAGACUUAUGGAACUAUUGUUAAAAGACUGCGGGAAAGGAUUGAGUGUUUUUACAAGGAAAGAGAGGUGCAGUAGGGAAAAGGGUGGAGAAGUUGUUACGAAUACAGUCGGGGAGAAGAGAGGUCAAGAUGUUUAGGCAUUAGGUUUAUGAACCGGCCAAGUUGUCAUUUGUGUUGAUGUCAUAGAGGCCAUUACUGACAGAACUACCAUAUCACAUGGGUACAAACAACCGUGCCUAAAUAUAGGGUCCUUAUGCUGCACUUUAAACACCACAGCAAAACAUUUACGAGGUGUAUGCCAGAGCAAAUAAGUGCCAUCUUCAUCUGAAACACACAGCCUCCUUCAUUUUACAGUUUUUAUAUUGAUUCUCAAUCCAAACUUCUCCUCAUCCCUCUGCCAACUCUGCCUCCUAACGAAACAUUGCCAAAUAGAAGGAGUCCCCUGUGCUCCAGUCUUUGAGACACGCUGUUUUAAGAUUUAGAAUUGAUUUAUGGUCAAGCAAAGCUAAGGAGCCUUUGAAUUCCCAGGCUUCAUUUUAAUAUAUAAGAGUUUAAUCUAAUUUUUAUUUAUUUAAAUGUUGUACAACCUUGAAGGUAUCACUCAUUUAAAGACUAGUUUGUUGGAAAAUUGUUAUUCCAGAAAUGUUCUUAAUAUUCUGUGUUUUUUUUGUCGUGGGUUCAUAUGAAGUGACUCAAAAGUGUAAUUGUAUGACUGGGCAGCUGUUGGCCUGACUUGGGCUCCUUGCGCAUUGUUAUUGUUUGUUAGAGCACUGAGGGAACAGCUGUAGGAGAGAUUGUAGUGUGGGCAGGGAGACUGAAGGACGACACCCACACAGAUUACAGAUUACUGAAGAAGCAACACUUCCCUGCAGAGCCGGCCCAGCUGUGAUGUGCUGUGGAUUGUAAUCCCAUAAUUAAGGGAAUUACGAGCAGCACAGAUCAGGCCUGCCUCUGCUGGUAUUGUUUAUAAUGGCAUCACUGCUAUAGUAGUAGUGAUUUAGUCAAAAAUGUGUCGGCGGUCGGUUUUAAAUGAGACAACUCAAAUCUGUAAAGUGAAUAUAUGGGUAUUAAAAGUUGAUUUGUUCAGGGACACUAGGAGUGAUGGAUGGUAGAAAACAUCCUCAAAUGAGUCAGUCCCGCCAGUCAUCCUCUGUUUCCUAUUAGUAGAGUUAAUUGCCAUCAACUAAUGUUUAAUAUGCGUUUUAGCAGGGGCAAGUAUAGAAGCUGCUUGUGAUCGUGAUCGUAAAUAUUUGAUUGCAGAGCACAGCAAUAUAAAAGCUGAGUAGAUCCUUUUGACGGGUGACAUUACGCCUCUAAUUGUGCGAUCACUGUUUUCCUCUUGAUAUGUCGAGUACAGAGUCCAAACUGAUUUUUACAUAUUUACUAAAGUCUAUUGACUGCAGGUAAACAAACAGUUUACUGUGAGUAAUGAAUGUAGUCCGGAUUAAAAAUGACAAAAACACAAUCAACCUUCUAAUGGAAAAUCAGUUAGCAGAAUAAUGAAAGUGUUGAAAAGUUGGUUUCCUGCUGUGACUGCUAACCCAUAUCCCUACACUCAAUUAUUAACGCAUCACUUUUGUAUCCGGCUUUCCACUGAACAGGUUUUGCUUCAGUUAAAGGCAAUGUUGAGUGAAUUUGUUCUUAUAUUGUAACACUAAUUUAGUAAUAUUGAAAAAGUGAAAGUCACUGCCUUUUAUUCAAACACAGGCUAUGUGAUUUAAAAGCUGGAUGUUUAAUCACAUAGCUGAAUAUAUUAAACCAGGAAAUAUUACUUUAUAUCAGAAAGGAAGGAAUGUUGGAAAUAUUGCUAAAUUAAGCACUGUGAAACAUGAUGGCUGUAAUGGCAUUGCUUUGUGUAGUGCUUUAGUUUAAUAUUUUAAUUUUCAUAUAUUAUACGGUUUUAUUUCUGUUGUACCCUUUUUUAAUUUGUAUAUUGGUAAUAUUAUCUCUUGUUUUGAUGCUUAAAUGGGUUCUGUUGGUGUUGAAAAUAAAGUAAAAUACAAAUGCAA